Messenger RNA from Salmo salar (Atlantic salmon), 2292 nucleotides. RefSeq names its product PDZ and LIM domain protein 1. Lineage: Eukaryota; Metazoa; Chordata; Actinopteri; Salmoniformes; Salmonidae. Gene Ontology annotation, biological process: actin cytoskeleton organization; muscle structure development; heart development. Gene Ontology annotation, molecular function: muscle alpha-actinin binding; actin binding. The record is from RefSeq and is a predicted model, not a curated record. Gene Ontology annotation, cellular component: stress fiber; filamentous actin; Z disc.
AUUAUUAGAAUAGUACACAACGCAGAACAGAACAACCAGGUUGAGGGUCAGUGGCCAAAGCCCGCGAACAGGAAUAUUCCAAGUUCAGACAGAAGGGGGGAGUCAGAUCGCUAUGAUCGCCGGGAACUUUACUUUUGGUGUCUAUUUUUAAUUGUUGCGCUACAUCACGCUUGUUGAUGUUAGGUAGGCAGCUACAUUAGCUGAAUGAUGUUAACAGCUUAGUGUAAAAAAGCAGCAAGUGUUCCAUGCUUUUAUAAAAAAAAGUUAACAUAUCACCUUAAAUUUGGCAGGUAUUGCCUGGACCUUAUAAUGAUGUUCUCACAUUGUUGAUGACUUACAAUGCAAAAGUCUAGAAUAGGCCUACACUCACGGGGACAUGUUUCAGUUUGUCGGCAGUAGCCUACUAAGUGGAGCGAAUGGUAGGAAUUCAAGUUUUGGGAGUGGCACAUUCCACAUCCUGUGAUAUGUCUCAACCAUAAAUGUCGGUUUCAGCCAGUUUGGAAGAAGGCUAUGCCUCUACGAGUUGUCGUGCAAGGUCCUGGACCGUGGGGAUUCCGUCUAGUUGGUGGGAAGGAUUUUGAACAACCCUUGACUAUCUCGCGGGUCACUCAUGGCAGUAGGGCUGCACAGGCCAAUCUGUGUAUCGGGGAUCAGAUCCUGGCCAUAGACGGAGAGCCCACUGAGAACAUGACUCACCUGCAGGCACAGAACAAGAUCAAGGGCUGCUUAGAGGAAAUGGUCCUUUCUAUUGACCGAUCCGAAUCUAAAAUGUGGUCACCGCUCUCUUCUGAGGAAGGAAAGACCAACUCUUACAAGAUGAAUCUUGCAUCUGAGCCACAGGAGGUGAAACGCAUAGGUUCCACCCACAACAGGAGCGCCCCGCCAUUCGCUGGGUUCGGCCCCAAGGUGGUAACCAAUCAGUACAACAACCCUGCCGGUCUGUACUCCUCAGAGAAUAUCAAGGACUUCAACGCGACCAUGGAUGACGUGAAAACCAUCGGCACUGCUGCUAAUGAGCCCAGCACCAUCCCAGAUCCCUCCGGUUUUCUGCCACCAAUAGUGGCAGACUCUGAGGUCUACAAAAUGCUGCAGGAAAACCAAGAGGCUGAUGAGCCUCCUCGACAGUCAGCUUCAUUCAAAGUGCUGCAGGAGAUUCUGGAGUCAGAUCCUGAUAAGACCUCUGGUUUUAAGAGUGUGAAAGCGCCUGCCACAAAAAUUGGCUCAACAGUGAGAAAUGCAGACAAGUUACCAAUCUGUGACAAAUGUGGAUCAGGGAUUGUGGGGAUGGUAGUCAAGUUACGGGACAAGUUCCGUCACCCCGAGUGCUACACCUGCUCAGAUUGUGACCUCAACCUGAAACAGAAGGGACAUUUUUUUGUGGAGGACCAGAUCUACUGUGAGAAACACGCACGUGAGCGAGUGACUCCACCCGAAGGCUAUGAUGUGGUCACUGUCUUUCCCAAGUAGAGCUGCUCAUUGAACACGGCCUCAAACUGCACAUGACAUAUUAGUGUCUCAAGAUGCCAUGAAAACCAUUCCAGCAUUUAAAGAUGGCACAUUUAAGCAAUAAGGCACGAGAGGGUGUGGUAUAUGGCCAAUAUACCAUGGCUAAGAGCUGUUCUCGGGCACGACGCAUUGCGGCCAUAUACCACACACCCUCGUGCCUUAUUGCUAUUAUAAACUGGUUACCAACAUAAUAAGAGCAGUAAAAAGAAAUGUUUUGUCAUAUCCGUGGUAUACGGUCUGAUAUACCACGGCUGUCAGCCAAUCAGCAUUCAGGGCUCAAACCACCUAGUUUAUAAUCUAGACUGUAAAAUGCUAUAUUGUAUUAUGCCUGGAUACUGUUACUUCCAGGCAUGCAAUGUUAACGAGGUUUGCUAUUCGUCAAAUAAUAAUUUGCACAUGUGUAUACAUUUAGGAACCAAAAAAUGCUAUGAAUUUGUGUGGCAUACAUGGUUUAGUCUGAAUUCAAGGAAUCCAAAACAUUUGCAUUUGAAUCAGUAGGCUAAUAAAUGUUUUGGGUUUGUUUUCUCAAACAGGCUGUGACCAAGCUUAUUUCAAGGAACAUACAGUAGCGACUGACUGUACUUAGAUUUGACUCAUUCAUAGUGGUUGGAUCCAGGCUUCUGGUAGCCCUGCUUCUGGGUGGAUUCUCUGAAUCAUAAACAAAACUCUCAUGUUUUGCUGAGCUCCAUCUUUUCAUAGUGAAAAUGCUGUAUUGGUCUUCCAAAUUACUUUGCACCUAUCAAUGUAAUUAUUAUGACUGAAUAAAUAUUUAAUCUCAAACCGUGA